AUGAAGUUCAUCGAUGCCACCGUCGCCGUGGCUAUCUUUACAGCUUCAGUCGCAGCAGCACCUUCCGUUAUUACUGCUAGACAAAGCCUUGAUAUAAAGCUGUGCCGCGAUGCCAACUUUCUCGACUGCACCAAUGUCGCUUACCAGGUUGACACCUGUUUCAACCUUGAUACCCUACAGGGCUACGACAACACUGUCACUUCUUUCGAUACCAAGGGCCCCUGGUGCAAGUUCUUUAUCGACUCAAAUUGCCAAUAUAACGCCGGGGCUUUCCGCUGGGAGGGCAGUCUCGACGACAUCGCCAAAGAGGAACCUGGAAUGGACAAUGCGUUCUCUUCUUUCGAGUGCGAGGAGGCCAUAGUCUGA
Drepanopeziza brunnea f. sp. 'multigermtubi' MB_m1 is the source of this 366-nucleotide messenger RNA. RefSeq lists its product as uncharacterized. The record is from RefSeq and is a predicted model, not a curated record. NCBI's taxonomy places the organism in Eukaryota, Fungi, Ascomycota, Leotiomycetes, Helotiales, Drepanopezizaceae.